Onychostoma macrolepis is the source of this 1173-nucleotide messenger RNA. It is a transcript of the gene tbc1d7, whose product is annotated as TBC1 domain family, member 7. The transcript is spliced from 8 exons. The coding region runs from base 235 to 1119 and encodes 294 amino acids. Gene Ontology annotation, molecular function: GTPase activator activity. Gene Ontology annotation, biological process: negative regulation of TOR signaling; activation of GTPase activity. NCBI's taxonomy places the organism in Eukaryota, Metazoa, Chordata, Actinopteri, Cypriniformes, Cyprinidae. The record is from RefSeq and is a predicted model, not a curated record.
ACAACACGAGGACGUGAAUUACUUCCGGGGUCACAGGACUGCAAACAGCCGCGUUCACAGACAGACACAUUUACAAUCUUUCAUUUAAGAAUUAAAGAUGAUAAUUCCGCGUUCACGUAUUGAAUGUGAAUUUUAGUCAGAUGUUUGAUUGAUAAAUUGUCUGAAGAGUCUCUCGGCUGAUAAAAACCGCGGAGGCCCGCUGAGAUCUGCGUUCUGAGCUUCACAUCAGUGAUCAUGGCUGAUGAUCCUCAGAGAAACUUCCGCUCGGCGUAUUAUGAGAAAGUGGGUUUCAGAGGAGUGGAGGAGAAGAAAUCGCUUGAGAUCCUGAUGAAGGACAAUCCACUGGAUGUGGAGAAGUUGAGCACCUUCAGUCAGAGGUUUCCUCUGCCCUCCAUGUACCGGAUACACGUGUGGAAAGUCCUGCUGGGUAUCCUGCCGCCCCACAGUGAUUCUCACGCUCUGGUGUCUCGCUAUCGUCUCGAGCAGUUCGAGGACGUCAGCGGCGCUCUGACAGCCAUGCGCUUCAUCCACGCAUUCACCCCGACGACGGAGCUCUACCUGCGCAUGUACCAGCUGGAGAGCAGACAGCUUCCCCGCAGGAGCGAGCUCAGGCCGCCGGAUGACGAGGAUGAAAACUUCCUAGCUAUCGGCAGAGCGAUGGAGGAGAUCGUUGACGACCCGGUCGACUGCUAUUGGCUCAUCAGAUGUUUCAUCAACCAGUUCAAGCUCAAGUUUGGAGACUCCAUCCCUCACCUGCCGAAGAGUUUGGAGCACUUCCUGUCUCAGGAGGACGCCGCUCUUCUGGCUCAUCUGAAGACGUCUGGAGCUCUGCACUCGCUGCCGUACUGUCUCUGGUUCAGACGCUGCUUUGCUGGCUGUUUACCAGAGUCCAGCCUACAGAGGGUUUGGGAUAAAGUCAUCAGUGGCUCCUGUAAGAUCCUGGUGUUUGUUGCCGUGGAGAUUUUGCUCAGCUAUAAGAUCAUGCUGAUGGGAAUGAGUGACCCGGAUGGAGUUUACAACUUCCUGUCUAACAUGCCGCAGGAGAACACAGACGCCAUCGUCACUAAAGCCAUCGAUCUGUGGCACAAACACUGCGGGACACCCAUGCACUCUUUAUAAUUCAUCAUUUCUGAGUUUGACAUGUGACGGAGACUCAAAGCGCUCGGACGUGGA